Messenger RNA from Grammomys surdaster, 2637 nucleotides. RefSeq names its product deleted in malignant brain tumors 1 protein. Bases 1 to 2637 code for a protein of 878 amino acids. Lineage: Eukaryota; Metazoa; Chordata; Mammalia; Rodentia; Muridae. Gene Ontology annotation, cellular component: membrane. The record is from RefSeq and is a predicted model, not a curated record. The transcript has 23 exons.
AUGGAGACAGACAGAUCCCUGGCAAUUUCUGGCCAAACAGUCAAGCCAAAUCAGCCAAUUCCAGAAAACAUAAAAGAUGUUGUCUCUAAAACACAAGAUCUGCAGCUGGUGAGACUGGCUGACGGGAGAAGCCAGUGUGAGGGCCGUGUAGAAGUCUACUUCAAUGGGACCUGGGGGACUGUGUGUGAUGACCUUUGGGGCAUACAGGCUGCCCAAGUGGUAUGUCAACAACUGGGCUGUGGGGUAGCCCUGGCAGCCCCCAGGAGCAGUCUGUUUGGCGAUGGCUCUGGCCCCAUCUUCCUAGACGACGUGAGAUGCUUGGGCACAGAGACCAACUUGGGGCACUGCCACCACCUCGGCCUUUCUGUGCACAACUGUGAGCACCAUGAGGAUGCGGGCGCCAUCUGUUCAGUUGUUGGUGUUGCCUCAGCUUCAGCAGGAGUGGCUCCCACAGCUGAUCAGCUCACGAUCAGGUUGGUGGAUGGAAAGAACCAGUGUGAAGGGCGAGUGGAAAUCCACCACAAUGGCACAUGGGGCACUGUUUGUGACGAUCUCUGGGACCUCGAGGAUGCCCAUGUGGUAUGCCGGCAGCUGAACUGUGGGAAGGGUGUCAGUGCCCUUGGGAGUGGCCACUUCGGAGAGGGCGUAGGGAGCAUCUUCCUGGACGAUGUAAAGUGCCAGGGCAGUGAGAUGUCACUAGCCCAGUGCCACCACCCAGGCUUGUCUGUCCACAACUGUGGCCACCAUGAAGAUGCCAGUGUCAUCUGCUCAGCGUCAGCCGCAGAAAGGCCAACUUCGCCCGCUCCUACCUCAAACCCAGCCAUAGUUUCGGUCAUUACAACUGGCAUCACCCGAACUCCGGUAGAAGUAACUCCUUUACCUGAUAAAGACCUCUGCCCACCACACUGCACAGAUGUGUCUCUAACCUCCACAAAAGCGGAGACCUCCUCUGGCAUAUCUUCAACCUCAACAGAAUCAAGCCCUCCAAAUGAUGCAUCUUCAGUCUCAGGAGAAGAGGAGACGUCCUCUGAUUCAUCUUCAGCCUCGAAAGAAGAGGAAACAUCUUCAGGUGUCUCUUCAUCAGCGGAAGUGACUUCCUCUGACAUUUCCUCACCCUCAGCAGACACAAGUUCUUCAAAUGAUAUGUCUUCAACCUCAGCAGACGGGAAGAGUGGAGAACCAAUUGAUGCAUCUUCAGGCUCUUCAGAAGAUACUUCCUCUGAUGCAUCUUCAACCUCUUCAGGAGAAGAGACCUCCUCAGGUCCACAGGCCCUUUUUUCUUCAUCUUCAAAUUUAAGUUUCCAUGGUGGGAGUGAAGAUGGAAGAGGUGUCCUCAACUGUGUCAUGCGGGCUGUGGGAGGAGUUGACCAACAGCGUAGGGCCUGCAUUGACCCUGUGCUAAUGAAUAUUUCUUCGACCUCAGCAAAACUGGCCUCUCCAAGUGAUCUGCCUCUGCGCCUGGUAGGCGGGCGCAACCGCUGUGAGGGCCGGCUGGAGGUGCGGCAUGAGGGGGAGUGGGGAACCGUAUGUGAUGACCGCUGGAACAUCAAGAAUGCCCGGGUUGUGUGCCGCCUCCUGGGCUGCGGUCCAGCGCUAGGCGCCCCGGGUAGAAGCCACUUUGGGCCUGGUACAGGCCCCAUCCUGAUGAAUGAAGUACGCUGCUCUGGCAGGGAGGACUCUCUGGAGAGCUGUACCCACGCUGGCUGGACAAGGCACAACUGCCACCACCGCGAGGAUGCUAGUGUGAUCUGCGCAGGUCCAGGAGACUCUCUUGUACCCAAGGAUAAUGCCCAGCUAUCUUGCUUGCCUCACCUCUUCCAAGCUGUCAUUGACCGAGGCUAUCUCCGGAGACUAGGCUACUCCUCCUGGGACAUCCACUUAAAUGAUAAGAUGUGUCGCCCCCAAGUCACUGGGCGUUACCUCAUUUUCAAUAUUCCAUAUGGCCACUGUGGCACCGUCAGGCAGGAGCACCAAGGCUCUCUCAGCUACUCCAACUCCAUCCGAGGCAGAACACAAAGCCACCCUGGCCGAGUCAUUGUGAGGCACAAGGUACCCGAGGUGAAGUUCACUUGCAAAGUGAAUGGCCAGUCUGCAGUUGAAAUUGUGCAUGGGAGUGACGCCAAGAAGGACGAUGUCAGCUAUGAUGUAUCGAUUUCAUUCCUCCAGUCACCUGUAUCUCAGAAUACAGGGGGUAGAGCUCCUUAUGCUAGUCAGAGUGAAGAAGUCUUCCUCCAGGCCACCCUCCACAGCCACAACCCCAAUCUGAGGCUCAUCGUGGACACCUGUGUGGCUUCUCCUGAUGCCAGUGAUUUCACAACUGUCAAGUAUGAUUUGAUCCAGGAAGGCUGCAUCAAAGACAGUUCCUACUCCAACCUCCAUGCUCCUGAGAAGAACGUGGCCCAGUUCAAGUUCAAUGCCUUCAGCUUCCUCAAAAGCUACGACGUAGUCUACCUGCAGUGUAAAGUUGCUGUUUGCCGACUCGGGGACCACUCUCCCCGAUGCUCACAAGGCUGUCCCAGUCGGGAAAGGAGAGGCACAAUCUCUGCGGAGGUCAAAGUAGAAGAAACUGAAUAUUUCCAAACAGUGGGACCACUGAAGAUCCGCAGAGAAGUCAAUCAGAGCAAGGCCAUGGGGUAA